This is a messenger RNA of Ictidomys tridecemlineatus (thirteen-lined ground squirrel), 3844 nucleotides long. RefSeq names its product cholinergic receptor nicotinic alpha 6 subunit (gene Chrna6). The record is from RefSeq and is a predicted model, not a curated record. Lineage: Eukaryota; Metazoa; Chordata; Mammalia; Rodentia; Sciuridae. Gene Ontology annotation, cellular component: postsynaptic membrane. Gene Ontology annotation, molecular function: transmembrane signaling receptor activity; acetylcholine-gated monoatomic cation-selective channel activity. Gene Ontology annotation, biological process: monoatomic ion transmembrane transport.
CUCGGAGUCCAGUAAAUGUGUGUUUAUCCCCUAAGGAUUGUGGUUAAGAUUGCAGAAGUUCUCUAAGCCACUGCAAUGUUUUCCGUCCUGCCUAGCAUUCCCUCACUGCCUUUCUUCACCUUUCUUGCACGAAAAGAGAUCUGGGGUGACAGGAAAUGUGGCUGUUCAUCUGACAUCGCAUGGCGUCUUCUUUAUUUGCCCUUCAUGUCUGCCACAGCCUCUGAUGCUGGAACAGCUGAGUUACAUUUUGUGAAUGUUUUUAUUUCACUGAAGACACACGUGAUGGCAGUAGGCUUCUGAUGAUUUAAAGGUUUGAUGGGUGCAGCUGUCUGGUAGCUCUUUGUCUUCCACAAUCUUUUGCCUAGAAAAAGGAAUUCUAAUGUGUUUUAAUCAUGCUGACCAGCAAGGGUCAGGGAUUCCUUCACUUGGGUUUGUGUCUCUGGUUGUGUAUAUUCAUACCUUCCUUCAAAGGCUGUGCAGGAUGUGCAUCUGAGGAGAGACUCUUCCACAAACUGUUUUCUCGUUAUAACCGGUUCAUCCGGCCCGUGGAAAACGUUUCCGAUCCUGUCACCGUGUAUUUUGAAGUGGCCAUCACACAGCUGGCCAACGUGGAUGAAGUAAACCAGAUCAUGGAAACCAAUUUGUGGCUACGUCACAUCUGGAAUGAUUAUAAAUUGCGCUGGGAUCCAAUGGAAUAUGAUGGCAUUGAGACUAUUCGUGUUCCAUCGGAUAAGAUUUGGAAGCCUGACAUUGUUCUCUAUAACAAUGCUGUUGGUGAUUUCCAAAUCGAAGGCAAGACAAAAGCCCUUCUUAAAUACGACGGCAUGAUCACCUGGACCCCACCGGCUAUUUUUAAGAGUUCCUGUCCUAUGGAUAUCACCUUCUUCCCUUUUGAUCAUCAAAAUUGUUCCCUGAAGUUUGGUUCCUGGACAUACGAUAAAGCUGAAAUUGAUCUUCUAAUCGUUGGCUCUAAAGUAGACAUGAAUGACUUUUGGGAAAACAGUGAAUGGGAAAUUGUUGAUGCCUCUGGCUACAAGCAUGACAUAAAAUACAACUGUUGCGAAGAGAUAUACACAGACAUAACCUAUUCCUUCUACAUUCGGAGACUGCCAAUGUUUUACACCAUUAAUCUGAUCAUCCCCUGUCUCUUUAUUUCAUUUCUGACCGUGUUGGUCUUUUACCUUCCUUCAGACUGUGGUGAAAAAGUGACACUUUGCAUCUCAGUUCUGCUUUCCCUGACUGUGUUUUUGCUGGUCAUUACAGAAACCAUCCCAUCCACCUCUCUUGUGAUCCCUCUGGUGGGUGAGUAUCUGCUGUUCACCAUGAUCUUUGUCACACUAUCCAUUGUGGUGACCGUGUUUGUGUUAAACAUACACUAUCGCACCCCUACAACACACACCAUGCCCAAAUGGGUGAAGACAGUUUUCCUCCAGCUGUUUCCACAGAUCUUAAUGAUGAGGCGGCCUCUGGACAAGAUGAAGGAAAAAAGUUCCAAGCAAAAUCCCGAAGGUCUUUCAGGUAAGCCUGUCAAGGUCAGGUUUGCUAAUCACAGAGAACCUAAACUUCUGAAGGAAUGCUGCCACUGUCAUAAGUCAAGUGGGGCAGCCACCAGCAAGAGAAGAUUAAGCCAUCAGCCUUCACAAUGGGCAACAGAGAAUUUGGAGCACUCUCCUGAAGUUGAAGAUGUGAUUGAUAGUGUGCAAUUCAUAGCAGAAAAUAUGAAGAGCCACAAUGAAACAAAGGAGGUAGAAGAUGACUGGAAAUAUGUGGCCAUGGUGGUAGACAGAAUAUUUCUUUGGAUAUUUAUAAUUGUCUGUGUGUUUGGAACCGCGGGACUAUUUCUACAGCCGCUAUUUGUGAACACAGGAAAAUCUUAACAUGUCUUUUUCUCUUAGAAACUCACAGACUCUAUAUUUGUUCUGUAUUCCUUACCACAGGAAAGGCCAAGUCCCCCAUCUAUUGAAACUGAAGACUACCUGGAAAAAAGAGGAGUAUAUUGCAAAUUUAGGGGUUGAAAUGUAGCACAGGGGAGUACAUUAAGAUAUUUUAUUACACACUAAAGCUCACAACUGGCAAUACCCAUAAACUAACAGUGUCAGGUCAGCUUCUCUUGUCUAUACACAUUGGUUUUCCAGGGACAUGAAUGACAUGUGGUCAAACCUUGUAGUAAACAAAGCCACACUGAAAAGAGAUUCUGUUGUAUCUCCGCAGUUUAUCCUGUUGAUUAGUGUAAUGACACAUGAGAUGUGAAAUGCUGAUCCUUUGACCUUGUUGACAUUUGCAACACUUGUGAACUCUCACAUCCUUGCUUUCUUGUGCAUGUCCAUGUAAUAUAGUUCACACGCUUCAGCAUUAUUUGACACACAAAUUGGUUAAAGGCAAUAGAUAAGAGUUUAUCUUAGCAGACUCUGUUUAAUUAACAUUUGGUUUAGUAAGCUUUCUGUUAUGUGACAAAGUACCUGAGAUAAUCAGCUUAAAUGGAGGAAAAAUUUGUUUUGGCCCGUGGUUUCAGAGGUUUUAGUACAUGGUCACCUGGCCCUGUUGCCUCUGGGCCUAUGAGACACUACAUCAUGGUGGAAGCAUCUUGUGGAGGAGGCCUGCUUACCUCAUGGAAUCUGCAAAGCAAAGAGAAAGAGAAGGGCUGAGGUUCCCAAAUCUUCUUCAGGGGUAUGCCCCCAGUGACGUAACUUUCUCCCUCUGGGCCCCACCACCUAAAAUUCCAUAAUCUCCAAAUAAUGCUGAGGACCAAGUCUUUAACAUGAGCCUUUGAAGGACAUACCAGAUCCAAGCCAUAGCAGUGAUGACCUGUUCAACUUUGAGAUAGGCAUUGCCAGGGUCAAAAAAAAAAAAAGAGGCUCCUUUCCCCCAAGACCUUACAGCUAUUUCAGAAAAGUCAGAUAUACAAAGCUCUGCAGGAUCAGAUAUUGGCGAAUAUCACCAGAGCAAUCAAAACAGGGGGACCGGAUGUGGUUGACUGGAAAAACCUGGAACAACUCCUGUUGCGUGUCAAAUAAAAAUGGUGUUUUUCUAGUCUUUUCUCAUCAACACUUUCCAUUUGUCCAUUGUGCAGAGGUUGAAAAUAAAGUUAUUUCUUCUGUAAGAAAUUAUAAUCUUAUACUUUUUGGAGCAAUUACUUUUCUUACAGGCAGAACCUUGCAAAUUCUGUUUUAUUCCACUUGAAUUAUUUCUUGUAUAAAUAUUAUCAUAGCAAUUUUAAAGAUCUGUUUUAAAGCAGAAAAUAAUACAUCUACUCUCACAGAGGAACGAAUGCCAUUUGGCUUUUUCCCUUCUAUUCUUUGUCCAUAUGCGUAGAUGAUUCUAUAUUUCAAUUUUACCUUUCAAUGUCACUUCCUCAAAUAAUAUUACCAACAUGUCAUUCAUGAUAUUACACAUUCUUGAAGUAUCAUUUUUGUGACAGCAUACUCUCUGUUGGGUUGAUACCCAACAGAUUCUAAAAGUAGAAUGAUUUUACUACAACUCUGUGAAUUCUUCCUUGUCUGUUUUCUAUUAGAGGUACCAUGUAGUAUGCCAGGCAGAGGUUUUGAAUCGGAAUUAUUCUAUUUUAAAUUAUUUUUACUCCCUCCAUCUGUGCGCUUAUACCUAUAUUUUGUCUUCCUACAGUCAAAAGAAUAAAUUACAACCAUUUCAGUUUAAAUAUUUAAAUAUCUUAAUUGGUUUUUGUUUGAAUUUCUAGAAUCAGGUAACGCCUCAUUUCACAAAAUAGAAUAGAAUAGAAUUAAUUAGCCAAGCAGAGGAGGCUAAUUUUAUAGAUAGAAAAAGACUGAGGAAGUCAGAGAAGGAAAAAAAAACAGAUUGAUCAUUUCAAAGUUAUUUUUCUUGUAAA